Molecule: messenger RNA, 5382 nt
Organism: Polyodon spathula (Mississippi paddlefish)
Lineage: Eukaryota; Metazoa; Chordata; Actinopteri; Acipenseriformes; Polyodontidae
Gene: gabbr1b
Product: gamma-aminobutyric acid (GABA) B receptor, 1b
Exons: 24
Coding region: 151-3126 (991 amino acids)
Biological process (GO): G protein-coupled receptor signaling pathway; gamma-aminobutyric acid signaling pathway
Cellular component (GO): membrane; G protein-coupled receptor heterodimeric complex
Molecular function (GO): G protein-coupled GABA receptor activity
Source: RefSeq, a predicted model, not a curated record
AAAAAAAAACGCAACACUUAACAUUGACAAUAACAUUAAGGUUGGUUCCUGCUGAUUGGAAAUGCAGCAUAUGGUUUGGCAAUAAAGGACAGAGGAGAGAAGUAUCAAUCCCUAAAGCACUGAAGCAUCGCUGGAAUUUGAUAGAGGAAGAUGGGCGUCACAAUGCUUCUGGUACUCUUACUCAUCCAAACCACUGAAGCCACGCUGAGGAACAUGUCUAUCGCAGGCUGUCACAUCAUCAAGCCCCCUCGUGAUGGAGGGAUUCGGUAUCGAGGUCUGUCUCAGGAGCAGAUCCGCAGAGUGCAGAUCCUGCCGGUGGAUUAUGAGAUCGAGUAUAUCUGCCGGGGGGAGCGGAUCAUCUCCGGGCCCAAAGUGCGCAAGUGUCUGGAGAACGGGAGCUGGACUGACAUGAGCAAGGAGAGCCGCUGCCUUCACCCAUGCCCUCGUGUGUGGCUGUCUCUGGAGAAUGGACAGGUCCAGUCUGAUCUCUCUGAGCUGGAUCGCUCCCCAGUCGAAGGCACCCAGCUCUCCUAUCACUGUGACCCCGGGUUCAGACUGCUUGGGGCCAACUCCAGCACCUGCACCAAGAUCGGCAAGUGGGACAAUCCCAAACCAGUCUGCCAAUAUGAUCGCCACUACACUGGCCAGGCACGCUCAGGUAAGAAGACCCUCUAUAUCGGAGCCCUGUUCCCCAUGAGCGGGGGUUGGCCUGGCGGACAAGCCUGCCUGCCUUCGGCCGAGAUGGCGCUGGAACACGUCAAUCGGAGAGCAGAUAUCUUACCGGACUACGAGCUCAAACUCAUCCACCACGACAGCAAAUGUGACCCGGGGGAAGCCACUAAGCUCCUGUACGAGUUGCUCUAUAAAGACCCCAUCAAGAUUGUGCUGAUGCCUGGCUGCAGCUCGGUCUCUACCCUGGUAGCUGAAGCUGCGAGAAUGUGGAAUCUCAUUGUGCUCUCGUACGGCUCCAGCUCCCCAGCCCUCUCUAACCGGCAGCGCUUCCCCACGUUCUUCCGCACUCACCCCUCGGCCACGCUGCACAACCCCACUCGAGUGCAGCUCUUCAAGAAGUGGAACUGGAGCAAGAUCGCCACCAUCCAGCAGACGACAGAAGUCUUCACUUCAACUCUGGAUGAUUUGGAGGACAGAGUGAAGAAGGCAGGGAUUGAACUCAGUGUCAGACAGAGCUUCCUUUCAGAUCCUGCCGUGGCUGUGAAGAAUCUCAAGCGACAAGACGCCCGGAUAAUCGUGGGACUGUUUUAUGAAACAGAAGCUCGCAAAGUGUUCUGUGAGGUUUUCAAGGAGAAGCUUUAUGGUAAGAAGUACGUCUGGUUUCUGAUUGGGUGGUACGCCGACAACUGGUUUAAGAUCAAUGACCCAUCAAUCAACUGCACGGUGGAGAACAUGACCGAGGCUGUCGAGGGUCAUGUGACAACGGAGAUUGUGAUGCUGAACCCUGAGAUUGUGCGUGGAGUGUCUGACCUGACCUCAGAGGAUUUCCUGGAUAAGAUGAUGGCUCGUCUGGGGGUCAUGAACCCUGAGGAGACAGGGGGGUUCCAGGAGGCUCCGCUGGCUUACGACGCGGUAUGGGCCCUCGCCCUGGCCCUAAACAAGACUGCCGGGGAGCUGGCAAAGAGGGGAUUACGGCUGGAGGACUUCAACUACAACAACAAGAACAUCACGGGAGAGAUCUACAAAGCCAUGAACACCUCCUCCUUCAUGGGGGUCUCUGGUCACGUUGUGUUCGAUGCCCAGGGUUCUAGAAUGGCCUUGACUCUGAUUGAGCAGCUUCAAGGUGGAAUUUACAAGAAAAUAGGAUACUUUGACAGUUCCAAAGGAAAUCUCACCUGGUAUGGAAAUGACAAGUGGAUUGGUGGGAGUCCUCCCGCUGACCGGACAGAACUCAUUGUGGAAUAUCGAUUACUGUCUCAGAAGCUUUUUGUGUCUGUAGCUGUAUUCGCAGGCUUUGGAAUUCUGUUCGGAAUAAUCUGCCUCACUUUCAACAUCUACAACAGCAGCGUGCGGUACAUCCAGAACUCCCAGCCCUACCUCAACAACAUGACUGCUGUGGGCUGUAUGCUAGCCCUGGCUGCUGUCUUUCCACUAGGAUUAGACAGGAAACACAUUGCCCAGGGCCAGUUCCCCUUCAUCUGCCAGGCUCGUCUCUGGCUUUUAGGACUGGGGUUCAGCCUGGCUUACGGCAGCAUGUUCACAAAGAUCUGGUGGGUCCACACGGUCUUCACAAAGAAGGAUGAGAAAAAGGACAAGCGUAAGCAGCACUUGGAGCCCUGGAAGCUCUAUGCUACAGUUGGGGUUCUGUUGGCCAUAGAUAUCUUGUCUCUGAUGAUCUGGCAGAUUGUGGAUCCCCUUCACAUCACUGUAGAGGAGUUCACUAAAGAGGCACCCAAAGGUGAUCUCGAUGUGUUGAUCCAGCCUUUACUUGAGCACUGCAACUCAGAGAAGAUGAACACAUGGCUGGGCGUGGUGUAUGGAUACAAGGGUCUGCUGCUUCUGCUGGGAAUCUUUCUGGCUUACGAGACCAAGAGUGUGUCCACUGAGAAAAUCAAUGACCACCGCGCUGUCGGCAUGGCCAUCUACAAUGUAGCGGUCCUGUGUAUGAUCACAGCCCCAGUCACAAUGAUCCUGAACAGUCAGCAGGAUGCAGCUUUUGCCUUUGCAGCGCUGGCUGUCAUCUUCUCAGUCUACAUCACCCUAGUUGUGCUCUUUGUCCCCAAGAUGAGGCGUUUGAUCACUCGGGGAGAGUGGCAGUCCGAGCAGCAGGACACCAUGCGCACUGGCUCCUCCACCAACAACAACGAUGAGGAGAAAUCCAGACAGCUGGAGAAAGAGAACCGCGAGCUGGAGAAGAUCAUAGCAGAGAAGGAGGAACGCGUCUCUGAACUCCGUCACCAACUCUCUGAGAGAAAGCAGCUCCGAUCUCGCCACCGCCCCUCGGCCAAUGAGAACCAGGCCCCUCUGGAGAACCACCAAUCGCAGCACUUCUCCAACUCCAAUCAGGCCCCUGUCCCCUCCCUAUACCAGCCCACAGGCCGCCCAGCGCCCCUCGCAGACAAAAUCACUCGUAAUAACUGCCAUGGCAGUCGUCUCCACCUGCUCUACAAGUGAGCCAAAACCAGGCCAAAAUAGGGUAACAUGUAAUGUAUGCUGUCUGAAAAAAUCUAAAUAUAGCUAUCACUAUAUAUUUUUUUCAGGGUUUCUACAAGCAAAUUUGUUGUUAACAUUAGAAAAAAAGUAUUGGCCAAAGUGAGUUAAAGUGGUCUGACUUGUGCUAAAGUGGGCCAAAGUGGGCUAACUAGUCAUUUUAUUCCCCAUGAAGGUCAGAAGUAUGUUUGUCAGGUCAUCUGUAAACAAAUAUGAAAAUGCACACCCCCUAGAAAAGUUCUUAAUGGAGUCGUCACAAACGGGGGGUGCUGUAGUAGGCCAAAAAGGACUAAAGAGGUCUGAAGUGGUCCAACUUUAGAAAUGUCUUGUCAGAAAUAUAUCCAGCUUAUACAAUGUUGAAUUUGCAAGUACUGUAUUUUAGAAAAUCUAUAAACAUUGAAUGCAUUUGUACAGUUUGUCUACUUGACUGCAUCCUUUGUAUUUCAAAUGAUUUUCAGCUAGAAAGUGAUGAUUUGCUGUUGGAUACACUCCAGAGUACAUGCCUGUUGCACUGUAAUGCCACUGUACUUGCAUUUGUUUAAUUAUUUCAUUCAAAAUGAUAUGAUUGGAUAAACAAGGUGGAGAUUGCAUUGGCCCUAGAGCUCCUAUGGUUUGGGGAGGUCACUCCAACAUCUGGUGAGCUCAGACUGGCAGGGCUGGGCUUUAUCCUCCAGGGGGCAGUAGGGGGCGAUGGUCGGGAGGAUCAGAGCUGUUCAUCUGUUGUCCUGGGCAAUUUGAAUUGGGGAUAAACGGGCAAAAUAAAUGGAUAUAAUGUUUUAUUGUUUCAGUAUAAUAAUUGAAAUACUGUAGUUAAAAAUGUGUCAUUGUAGCUAACAAAGUAAUUCCACAAAUCUGACUUCCAUUCUCUAUAUAGGUCUCAGGUGUGCAGUUUUGAAACGAUAGCAAAACAUUUGGUACUACACUCAAACCUCUGUUUGCAAGCCUUGCUUUGAAGGCAGUCCUGCACUUCCUUGGUCAUUUCACCUGGAGAGGGACAUUGUCCCCACCCCGUCAGUGUCUUCUUUCCUGUCAGGAACCAAUUAGCUGCUUCCUCUGUUGACUGACAAUGCUUUCAGCCAGUAAGCUGGCCCAGGAAGUGAAGCAGUAACCAACUGCACUCUUGUGAAGAUAAAAGGAUUGAAAAUAAAAACACAUGUAUAUUUCAUAAUCACAUAUUGAAAACCUGUGUAAGAUGUAUGGAUAUAUUUGCUCUGCAGCAACCACUUUAUAAUUGGUCAGGAUUGGUUACUUCUACAAGUUUUAGAGCUCUGUCUUGCUUUCUUUCUCUAUAAAUAUCAUGGUAUCUCUUGCACCCCUCUGAAAAUCCAUGCAAAAGGUUUUCAUGCGCCACAAAUUCAAGAGCACUUGAGGUGGGGCAUUUAAUCCAUGUAAAUACAUGAAUACCCUUUCUUAGGCUAAAGUUACUGGGGCUGUUGUGAAGAUACAGACAGGGCUGGCAUGAAGUAGCUUGACUUAUAACCACACACACACACUGUCCUAUAGAUCUGGCUGACACGGAGCGUUGAAUAUUGCUACUUUAAUAGUUCAUUUAAGAGUGCUGACUUUCUUCUCUCGUGCUAGAUAUUUCAAAUGCUACAAGAGAAAAUAGCUGCAAAUGUCAUUUGAAUUGUUUUAUGUUGGUCUUACUGUUGUAGAGUGCUUGCAGUCUUUCUGUGUUUCCAUGGUUCUGUGUUCUUCAUUUUCUCUAAGUCUGCCUUCACCUGGGUUUGAGCUGCUCCGAGCUUGUGUGGAGAAUCCUAGGUACCAGGACUGAACAACCUUCUUCGUUCCAUUCAAAUCAUUUGGCAAUGCGACCUAACUCUGCCAGCCCCACCCACUUUACAGAGACAGAGAGAGCAGGUGUCAGAGUUUACAUUGUCAUAUGAAAGGCAGUUCAGUGCCUGGCAGCAGACAGGUAAAGGCAGAUUUACAGAACAGCGAAGAUUCAGUAUUAGAGCAACAGAACCACUCAGAAUGAUUGUAAUUGAAAUAGUAAGAGAAAUGUAAAAUUUAAAAAAAGCAAUUCAGGUGACAUUUGCAACUUAUUUUUUAACUUUAUGGUAUGUGCUUUAGUAGCGCCACCAUGUGGUCUUUUGUAAAUUGCAUUAUUGUGUUCUGGACCAUUUGUUUUCUCCUUAGCGACUUUAUUCCAGCCCUGUAUAUAUACAGUGUAUAUUAAAAGAAACUAACACAAUUCUAUGAGAAAUGUUUGAUUAGAAA